This is a messenger RNA of Odobenus rosmarus divergens (Pacific walrus), 2070 nucleotides long. RefSeq names its product cyclic nucleotide gated channel alpha 3 (gene CNGA3). The record is from RefSeq and is a predicted model, not a curated record. Gene Ontology annotation, cellular component: intracellular cyclic nucleotide activated cation channel complex; plasma membrane. Gene Ontology annotation, molecular function: intracellularly cAMP-activated cation channel activity; intracellularly cGMP-activated cation channel activity; protein-containing complex binding. NCBI's taxonomy places the organism in Eukaryota, Metazoa, Chordata, Mammalia, Carnivora, Odobenidae. Gene Ontology annotation, biological process: monoatomic cation transmembrane transport. The transcript has 8 exons.
AUGGCCAAGAUUAACACCCAGAUCUCUCACCCUGCGGUAAGGACCACAGACAGAGAGCUUGACCACGUGGAAAACGGCCUCAGCAGGGUCCACUCGCCAAGUGAGGAGACUUCGUCAGAACUGCAGCAGGAGAUCGCCAUGGAGACCAGAGGACUGGCAGAGUCCAGGCGAAGCUCCUACACCAGCCAGGGGCCCGCUAGGAUGUCUCGCCUGAUCAUAUCACUGCGAGCCUGGACUACCAGGCACUUACACCAUGAGGCCCAGAGAACAGACUCCUUCCUGGAGCGUUUCCAUGGAGCUGAGCUCAAGGAGGUGUCCAGCCGAGAAAGCAAUGCCCAGUCAAAUGUGGGCGGCCAGGAGCCACCAGACAGAGGAAGAAGUGGCUGGCCCCUGGCCAGAAACCACACCAACACCUGCAACAACUCAGAGGAGUGAAAGAAGAGUGGAAACAAGGACAGCGUGGUGGUGGACCCCUCCGGCAACAUGUACUACCGCUGGUUGACUAUCAUUGCCCUGCCUGUCUUCUAUAACUGGUGUCUUCUGGUGUGCAGGGCCUGUUUCGAUGAGCUGCAGUCCGAGCACGUGAUGCUGUGGCUGGUCCUGGACUACUCGGCAGAUGUCCUCUAUGGCUUGGAUGUGCUGGUGCGAGCCCGGACAGGCUUCCUUGAGCAAGGCUUGAUGGUCAGGGAUGCCCAGAGGCUUUGGAAGAAUUACACAAAGACCGUGCACUUCAAGCUGGACAUGUUGUCCCUGGUCCCCACAGACCUGGCUUAUUUUAAGUUCGGUAUAAACUACCCAGAACUGAGGUUCAACCGCCUAUUGAGGUUUGCCCGGCUCUUUGAGUUCUUCGACCGCACAGAGACAAGGACCAACUACCCCAAUUUGUUCAGGAUCGGGAACUUGGUCUUGUACAUCCUCAUUAUCAUCCACUGGAAUGCCUGCAUCUACUUUGCCAUUUCCAAGUUCAUUGGUUUUGGGACAGAUUCCUGGGUCUAUCCAAACAUCUCAAACCCAGAGUAUGGACGCCUUUCCAGGAAGUACAUUUACAGUUUCUAUUGGUCCACCUUGACCCUGACCACCAUCGGGGAGACCCCACCCCCUGUGAAAGAUGAGGAGUAUCUGUUUGUGGUCAUAGACUUCCUAGUGGGCGUCCUGAUUUUUGCCACCAUUGUUGGCAAUGUGGGCUCCAUGAUCUCGAACAUGAAUGCUUCACGGGCCGAGUUCCAGGCCAAGAUUGACUCUAUUAAGCAGUACAUGCAAUUCCGCAAGGUGACCAAGGACUUGGAGACACGGGUGAUCCGGUGGUUUGAUUACCUGUGGGCCAACAAGAAGACGGUGGAUGAGAAGGAGGUGCUCAAGAAUCUCCCAGACAAACUGAAGGCCGAGAUCGCCAUCAAUGUGCACCUGGACACUCUGAAGAAGGUCCGCAUCUUCCAAGACUGUGAGGCAGGACUGCUGGUAGAGCUUGUGCUCAAGCUGCGGCCUGCAGUGUUCAGCCCAGGCGAUUACAUCUGCAAGAAGGGGGACAUCGGGAGGGAGAUGUACAUCAUCAAAGAGGGCAAGCUGGCUGUGGUGGCUGAUGAUGGGAUCACCCAGUUCGUGGUCCUGAGUGAUGGGGGUUACUUUGGGGAGAUCAGCAUCUUAAACAUCAAGGGGAGCAAGUCAGGGAACCGCAGGACAGCCAACAUCAGGAGCAUCGGCUACUCAGACCUGUUCUGCCUUUCCAAGGAUGAUCUGAUGGAGGCUCUCACCGAAUACCCGGAAGCCAAGAAGGCCCUGGAGGAGAAGGGACGGCAGAUCCUGUUGAAGGACAACCUGAUUGAUGAGGACCUGGCCAAGGCUGGAGCAGACCCCAAGGAUAUCGAGGAGAAAGUGGAGCACCUGGAAUCCUCCCUGGACACCCUGCAGACCAGGUUUGCACGGCUCCUGGCUGAGUAUAACGCCACCCAGAUGAAAGUGAAGCAGCGUCUCAGUCACCUGGAAAGCCAGGUGAAGAUCUGUGGGAGUGACCCUCUGUCUGACGGGGGUGCUCCUGGGGAGGCUGAGAAAACAGAGACCAAACAAGAGUGA